AUGGGAGGACAACUGUUCCUGUUAAUAGCCAACAUAGUGCUAAUUGCCCAACAAACUCAGCACACAACAGCAAAAAAGUUACCCAACUUCGUACACGUGUGUAAAAGAACUGAUCCUCAGAUAGAAAAAUGUUUACUGCAAACUAUCGAAUCCAUAAGACCCGAGUUACCUAAUGGAAUACCAAAAAUGCAAAUCCCAGCUUUGGAACCAAUGGUCAUACCCAUGUUGGUAGUAAACAGAAAUGAGGAUGCUCUUAAAGUUAAAGCUACUAUUAAAGAUGUACAAGCAUGGGGUGGAUCUAAAUUUGUGAUCAACAAUCUMAAGUAAGCAUUUCAAUUGUAA
Messenger RNA from Diuraphis noxia (Russian wheat aphid), 342 nucleotides. RefSeq names its product circadian clock-controlled protein daywake-like. The record is from RefSeq and is a predicted model, not a curated record. Lineage: Eukaryota; Metazoa; Arthropoda; Insecta; Hemiptera; Aphididae. Gene Ontology annotation, biological process: multicellular organismal reproductive process.